AUUCGUCCGAUCCAUGAGAUGGUCCACCGCUGUCGGCAAGGUCCGUCAAAUUAUUCCCUGGCGUUGAACCACCGCUUCCUCCGGCCUCUAAUCCGGCCUUCCUCAGCUCCGACCGCAGUCAGCAUAGCACUAUCGGAGCUUUAGAUCAUGGGCAGUGUGCCGUUGGCCCGUGACUCACACUGAUAAAGAGGCCUGGCCCCCCAAUGCUGUCUGACAAGGUCCAGAGAGCUCUUGUCUGGUUAUGACGCACGCUUGAACAGCCCAUGAGUGAGCUUUGUUGCCCUUUGUGCUCCUUGCUUCCACCUCACAAUGGAGCCCCUCGUGGCCAUAGUGCCUGCAGCCAUGGUGUCUUUAACGACCCAGGGCGGGGCUGGGGAGAUAGGUCAUAUUCCUGACCCUGGUCUGGUGCAGAGAGAGAUAUGGCAAUACCGGACCCGGAAAGCCUCGGCUUUUGUUGGUGCUGGCAACUUGCACCUGGCGGCGUUGUUGUCGUCGUGGGUUGUGAUCUUGCUGUCAAUCAGUGUGCAUUAUGUUCGACACCACCGGACUAAAUCGCGUGCUCCGAAGAGCUCCCCACAUGGCCAGUCCGAAAUCGUAAUCUCCCUGCCGUUCGCGUUCGCGCAUCUGGCUGCCGCGACAGCGGCCUGCUGUCUGGCCUGGAUUGAUAUACACCUGGGAGGGAGUUGGAAACGGUCUCUUUUUCUGACCUAUGUGGUUCUACUGGGUAUUGUACGGCUCUGCUGCAAGAGCUAUGGCUGCCGGCGUCAUAUGUAUUGGCAUAUGAAUGCAAUGGCAGUGGGAGCGUUAGUUCUGGCAGUGGUGCAGGAUAUAGCACCAAUGACUGUUAUUGGGGCGACGUAUCGACCAAGCUCUGUCGGAGCUGCUAUUGUAGCCUGUUUGGCUGCAGUGGUGGCCGUCGCACUGGCUACGCCACGUCCGCGACGUGCGUUGGUGCAUGACACGGAGACGGACGAGUUGGUGGAAGCGAAAGUCUCGCCUGAAGAGACGUGCUCCCUCUUCUCGUACUACUGCUCGUAUGAGUGGAUCACCUAUGUGAUCCUGCGGGGCUGUCAGAGGGAUCUGACGCUGGAUGAUUUGCCUCCGCUACCUACAUACGAUGAGCCGUUGAAAUGGCUGGAAAAGAUCAAGAGGCAGCGUCUGAAAGGCGGAAAGACCUUCCGAACUCUGUGCCGGAUGCUGAAGACUGAGAUCAAGACGAUGAUGUUUUGGGCAGCAUUUACGGCAGUGGUGGACUUUCUCGCCCCAUACUCCAUGCUGCGGCUGUUGGCCUAUCUGGAGAAUCCCCGGAGUGCGGUGUUGCACCCUGCGCUGUGGAUUGCUCUCCUGUUUGUCGGACCAGCAACACGCUCCCUGUGUUACCAGCAGUACAUCUUUACGGCUACCCGGCUGCUUGUUCGUGUUAAUGUAUCUCUAGUCCAGGAGCUGUAUCAGACCGCUAUGCGGUCGUACAUCUACGACGAGUCGGUCGGUCAGUCUGAUGAAGGAAAACAGGCCAAGUCGCGAAACCGGGCAGAGUCCAAGGGUGCUUCGAAAUCAAGCCAGGCCAACCUGACCAGCUUAAUGUCGUACGAUGUCGACGCGAUCUACAACUCUCGUGAUAUCUUCUACAUUGCUACCGCGGGGCCAAUCUCCACCACGCUUGCCCUGGUGUUUCUGUACCAGAUGCUCGGAUGGCCCUCGCUGUUUGGUGUCUUGAUGCUGCUUUGUUUGUCGCCUCUUCCUGCGAUGGCCUCACGGAAAGUGUCCCGCAUCCAACGGUCCGUUAUGCAAGCUACGGAUGCCCGUCUAUCGAAGAUCUCCGAGUACUUGCAGUCGAUCCGCACGUUGAAGUACUUUGGAUGGGAGCAUGCCGCGAUGAGCUCCAUCAACGAUGUCCGUCGGGUUGAGCAGCGCCGCCUGUGGAGACGCAGCGUGUUUGUUGCGCUUAUUUCCAUGGCGGGAGAACUGCUGCCGCUGCUCAGCCUGCUGGUGAUGUUCUCUGUGUACAUCUUGUUUACGGAUCUUCCGUUGCGGGCCCCGGUUGCCUUUACGUCUUUGUCCAUCAUGGAGACGCUGCGAGUUCAAUUUAUCUGGCUGUCCAAUAUCAGCCGGUACGCUGCACAAGGGUCCGAGUCGCUCCGCCGCGUCGACCGCUUCUUCGAUACUGCCAGUGAGAUCCAGCGGCAUCCGGAAGGGCCAUUGGAAUUCAAGGAUGCAACCUUUAGGCGGACCCCAAUUGCUGCCUUUAGGUUGCAGAAUCUAUCCCUACGGUUUAAGCCGAACGCUCUCAACGUGGUUACAGGCCCCACUGGCUGCGGAAAGACAUCGCUACUCCUGUCGUUCUUGGGCGAGACUGUCCUGGAAUCCGGAACUGCUACUUGCCCGCGGGAUGUCGCGUAUGUGCCACAAGCGCCGUGGCUACAGAACGACACGAUCCGCCAGAAUAUCAUCUUCUAUAGUCUGUUCGAUGAAGCCCGGUAUGCCAUGGUCAUCGAAGCCAGUGGUUUGGCGCAGGACCUGCGACAGCUCCCGGCUGGCGAUUCGACCAUGGUGGGAGAACGAGGAACCUCGCUUUCUGGCGGCCAGAAACAGCGGGUGUCUUUGGCCAGGGCUCUCUAUUCACCGUCGAGCACGCUUCUCCUCGACGACAUCUUCUCCGCCCUCGACACUCACACCACCAGUCUUGUCUAUGAAAAGUGCUUCCGCAGUGGCUUGCUCAAAGACCGGACUGUUGUGCUGAUCACCCACUAUCCGGCUGCCAUGCAGGAUGCCGAGUUGGUAAUCCGCUUGGAGCAUGGCAAGAUUGUCCCGGUUCGGGCUUUCAAGACACAGUCUCUAUCGCAGUCCCCAUCCACCACGCCAGGCACCGAUACCGACUCUUCGGUGGCCGUGCCCGUGACCGAAACCCUGGAUGCCCCGUCCGAGGGCCCUACAGCUGAGCCACCCGCUGUUGAGACCCGCAUCGCUAAGGAAACAUCUGCCACUGGGCGAGUGCCUCGCACAUUAGCGCUACGCUACAUGCUGCUAUUCGGCGGCCCCUCGUACGUUCCACUCGUUGUUGUCGCCACCAUCUCGGUACAAUUUGCCUACUUUGCCAUUACAUAUUGGCUAUCCAUUUGGACAGGGGCGUACGAAAAGUACGAGCAUCCAGACACGCUGUUCUACCUGGGUGUCUACGCCGCGUGCAUCCUCACGUUUCUCUCGUUGCAGCUGUGCAACAAUCUAAUUUACCAAUACGGCAGCUGGGUAGCAGCCAAGAAGACACACCACCGACUGGUGACAGCCGUACUGUCGGCCCCAAUUGCAUGGUUCGACCAGAAUCCAAUCGGACGCGCCAUCAACCGGUUCGGAAAUGAUACUCGUUCCCUGGACACCGUUCUAGUCGAGUGGCUCCGCAUGUCGAUCGAGAACAUGCUCCGGUUCCUACUACGGAUUGCCAGCGUCGCAUCCAUCAUGCCAAUCUUUGCUCUCCCAGCGGCGGUUAUUUGCUCGGCCGGUUUUCUCAUCGGAGAGAUGUACACGCGCGCACAGGUAUCAAUCAAGCGACUGACUUCGGUCAAUUACUCCCCGGUGUUUUCCCAUUUCACCGACUCACUGUCAGGGCUGAGCGUGAUCCGAGCGAGACACGGUAUGGACCAGGUAUUCCAGAACCUGCUAGCGGAUAAAUUGGCAGUACAUGCCCGCUCAUCCGAGGCGCAAUAUAACUGCAACCGCUGGGUGUCCGUCCGCACGGAUUUUUGUGCUGCCUCAGUGGCAGCCGCGGCCGGCUGCGUAGCGUACUUCUGGUCGGGGUCUGCCGGCCUAGUGGGUUUCUCACUCACGAACGCGAUCGGCCUCAGCCAGACCAUUCUGACGCUGGUUCGGACGAUGAACGAGCUCGAGGUAGAGCUGAACUCGUUCCAGCGAAUGAUGGAGUACGCGGACAUCGAACCGGAAGAGAAGCUAAGCGUGGAGGAUCAACGCAAGGUAGAAGCACUACCCGCCAGCUGGCCGACAUCCGGCCGAGUCGAGUUCACAGACGUCACCGCUCGAUACCAAGCCGACGGGCCCGACGUGCUGCGCAAGGUAUCCUUCGUAGCCUACCCAGGCGAACGCGUUGGUAUUGUCGGCCGGACCGGAAGCGGCAAAUCCACCCUCGGGCUAUCACUUCUUCGAUUCGUCGAUAUCGUAGGCGGCCAGGUGACCAUCGACGGGGUAAACAUCGACCAGAUCCGACUGAACCGGCUACGCACGAGCGUGACGCUGAUCCCGCAGGAACCGGUUCUCUUCUCAGGCGACGUGCAGUCCAAUCUCGACCCGUUCGGCGAGUCAGACGAGACCGAGCUCCGCACGGCCCUGUCAGCGUGCACGACGAUCAAUGUACCCGGUGAGCCAGGCAAGGGGCUGCAGCCGCUAUCACUGGACACGGCUGUAGCGGCCAAUGGGGAGAACUUUAGCCAGGGACAGCGCCAGGUGCUGAGUCUGGCGCGGGCGAUGUGCCGACGGUCAAAGGUGGUGUUGCUGGACGAGGCGACGGCGUCAGUGGACCAUGAGACGGACAUGCACAUGCAGCGAGUACUGCGAGAGAUGUUUUCCGACUGCACGAUUAUAGCGAUUGCGCAUCGAUUGCGGACGAUAAUGGAUUAUGAUCGGGUGAUUGUGAUGGGGGAUGGGCAGAUAAUAGAAAACGAUUCACCUGCCAACUUGGUCUCCCAGAGGGGUGUGUUCUGGGAGAUGUUGCGAAAUACAGGAGAAUAUGAGGAAUUGAUAGAAAUGAUGGGCCAGGAAGUCGAGAGGUAGAUAGAUCAUCUAUCUGACUGAGUAGAUAAAAAGAUUAUAGAGGAUAGAUACAGUAGGGUUAUAUAAAAUAGCAUUGAU
Messenger RNA from Aspergillus sclerotioniger CBS 115572, 4857 nucleotides. Its product is annotated as putative ABC multidrug transporter. Bases 310 to 4779 code for a protein of 1489 amino acids. Gene Ontology annotation, molecular function: ATP hydrolysis activity; ABC-type peptide transporter activity; ATP binding. The transcript is spliced from 4 exons. Lineage: Eukaryota; Fungi; Ascomycota; Eurotiomycetes; Eurotiales; Aspergillaceae. Gene Ontology annotation, biological process: transmembrane transport. The record is from RefSeq and is a predicted model, not a curated record. Gene Ontology annotation, cellular component: fungal-type vacuole; membrane.